AUGCUCAGAUCCGGUCUUGCUUCGUUAAUUGUCGAUGUCAAUUUGCGGCGCACGCUACGUCCGUGCGCGCCCUUUUCUUUCCCGGCGCAUCUUAGCCGUUCCUCACGCUGCAUUAUCACUUCCCGUUACUCCUCCCAUAGAGCUCUAGGGUUUCGGAUUCAGAGAUGUCACCCCCGCCUUUCCUGCUUUUCUACUUCCUCCUCUUCCUCUCCUUCGGAGAAAGGCGGACCAUCGUCGUCUCCCCGACCGGGCCUCGUGUCGGGUAUGGGUCAAGACGACGCCGUCACGGCGGAUCGGAACAGUUUCGGUGGUCAUAUUCAGCUUGAUGGCGACGACAAUUCUCCGCCGCCGCAAUCGUCUUCCAAAGUUCUUACAUUGCCCACCGUAUUAACCCUUGGUCGUGUGGCUGCAGUUCCUCUUCUCGUCGCAACCUUUUACGUUGAUAGUUGGUGGGGAACAACUGCUACAACAAGCAUUUUCGUUGCAGCAGCCAUUACAGACUGGCUCGACGGCUAUAUUGCGCGCAAGAUGAGGUUAGGUUCUGCGUUUGGUGCAUUUUUGGAUCCAGUUGCAGAUAAGCUUAUGGUUGCAGCUACAUUGAUCUUACUGUGUACAAAACCUAUCGACGUUUCUGUAUUAGGACCAGUUCCAUGGUUAUUGACGGUACCUUCUAUAGCAAUCAUUGGUAGGGAGAUUACUAUGUCAGCAGUAAGAGAAUGGGCUGCAUCUCAAAAUGGAAAGCUUUCAGAGGCCGUUGCGGUAAAUAACUUGGGAAAGUGGAAAACCGCAACGCAGAUGACAGCACUAACCAUACUUCUUGCAAGCCGAGAUAGCAAUGUUGGAUGGCUCGUAGCUUCGGGUGCUGGCUUGCUUUAUGUAUCAGCAGGACUAUCGGUUUGGUCUUUAGUCGUUUAUAUGAGGAAGAUAUGGAAAGUGCUACUAAAGUAG
This is a messenger RNA of Thlaspi arvense, 948 nucleotides long. The record is from the annotation of a GenBank genome assembly. NCBI's taxonomy places the organism in Eukaryota, Viridiplantae, Streptophyta, Magnoliopsida, Brassicales, Brassicaceae.